Molecule: messenger RNA, 3511 nt
Organism: Xylaria bambusicola
Lineage: Eukaryota; Fungi; Ascomycota; Sordariomycetes; Xylariales; Xylariaceae
Exons: 4
Coding region: 274-3009 (911 amino acids)
Source: RefSeq, a predicted model, not a curated record
UCUACCUAACCGUGCCACGCCCAAAAUGUGUUUACAUGUAAGUCUUUUGGAGGUUGCAUAGUAGGCCACUCCAAAGAUCGCGUCGCGUCUGCCCCUGUUACGCGCGACUCCAUUACCUGCCUACUAUAAUGUUCAUGUUGCGCAUUUGGUAUAACUGAAGAAGAACUGAGCUAUACACCACGGGUGAGCCAAAGGCAAUGAAUACAUAGCCCUUCUGGAAAUCAAACCCAUGUCACUAUAUGCCUGACCUGCAGGCACCCUCUAAUAGUAAUUAUGGCGACUUCUCGGCCUAUGAUCAUGAGGAUGCCGGGCUCCCGACAAUCGGCGCUGCCAAGCUCAGUCUCAGGGGCGAAUGGAUCGAGGAAUGAGCUGAGGGAAGCGAUCGACGCAAUCGACACCUGCGGCGAGUUCGCCAUAAAGAAGCAGUACUCUCAACACGCAAAUCCAGGUAUACAGAUUGGAGAGGACCUGAUCGCCUUGCCACUAGAUCCGGGCCAGGUGCCCUUGAUCCGCGACGCAUCUCGGCAAGCGCCCUUUGGCCGUGGAGAUAAAACCUUAGUUGACACAUCUGUGAGAGACACGUGGGAACUCGAUGCCUCAAAGUUUAAGCUCAUCAACCCGGCGUGGAACACAUUUACUAGCCGCGUUCUUCAGGAUGUGUCGCAAAGUCUAGGCACGUCCGGCGUUACCAUUGAGCUUUACAAGCUCCUUCUCUAUGAGAAAGGCUCCUUCUUCAAGGCCCACAAGGACUCCGAGAAGGCACCAGGUAUGAUUGCUACUCUUAGCGUAUGUCUACCAUCGAGGUAUAAAGGUGGCGAGGUGCAUUUGUCGCACGCUGGGGCAGCCCGUGUUUUCGACACUAGCCAAAGCAUCUUUGAUAUUUCUGCUCUCGCGUGGUACGCAGACGUGACACACGAAAUCAAGCCUAUCCAGGAAGGUCACCGGCUUGUCCUGAUAUACAACAUUGUCCAGACGGGCGAUGGCGCAGACUCGGCCAGCUUCUUUACGACACAAGGCCAGACACUGCAUAGUGCUAUUGCUCAGCUGAAUCUCCGUUCGCCCCCAAGGCGUUUACUCUAUCUACUUGAUCACAAAUACUCUCAAGCUAGUCUCCGAAUGGAUCACCUCAAGGGACGAGAUCGCGCUGUUGGUCUGAUGCUGCAGGAUGCCUGUACGAAGAAUGGAUGGCACCUGUUUUUGUGCAAUGUCACCAAAAGAGUCUCAGAUGACUUCGGAUAUAGAGGCUACGGCAGUUAUGAUGAAGACGAAGACGAAGACGACGAGGAUAAAGGACCCCCGCUAGGCAUGGACAUCGUCGCUACGUGCGAUUCACAGAUUUUUGCUUCGAACGUUGAAAUAGAAAAUAAGGACAUUCUGGGACGCGACCCGUAUCGUGGGCGCGAUGCAGAUAGUCAAUCAGAAGGCGAAGACACUGGGAACGAAGGUGCGCCUAUAGAGUACAGGUACCAUGACUCAGCUGUCGUGAUGGUUCCCAAAACCCAACUAGGUCAAUUCUUCAAGUUCGACGUUGAAAUGAAAGUGCUCUACGAUUUGGUUAGGAACGAUCUAGAGGCCCAUCCCCAUGACCCCGCUACUCGCAAAAUAGCCUUGGAUUUUUUUGCGCAGGCAGUUCGUCAUGAGGACACAUUGGCGCCAGCCAUAUUGACAUUGGCUUGGCGCCUGAAAGAGGAAAACUUAUUUCGUACCGCUGUUAGUGCGGGUUUCCGAAACGGCAGCCCUGGACCGGGAGUCGUCCAAGCUCUAGUUGCUAUAGUCAAAAAGGACCCAGAAGCACCGAUUGAUUGGGAUAAAAGGUUUGGAGAACUGGUUUCUAAGCAUGAAAGCCUCGCAAAACUAUCUCAGUCUCUGGAUCUUAUCAAGAGCUUACUCAAUCCUGGCAAUAUGCAAGAGUCAUUCCAGCACUGGCGCUCCACGAUAGAGCUCCUUACGUUUGAGGCAAAACAGUCUUUUGGAGCCGAGGAUCAUGAUCGUAUUUUACAGCUAGCAACUCUCCAUUGGGAAAAUCCCGAUUGGACCAACAAUGUACUGGUACCGAAAAUCCGUGACUGUACAAACAAAACGCUUCUGUCAACAUUGAUAUGCUCCCUGCUACAGAAAAGCCGGGAAGGUAUGCUUGACGGAGCUCACGAUAUCGCUAUCGCCCUCCUCGAGUCUUGUAUGCCGAAGUUACACUUAGCUAAAAUCAACUUGAACUCCACAGCGGGGGACUACAACGAUCGGUCAGAAUCUGAACGUUUCUGCCAGUUGCUUGACAACUGUCUACUAUCUGGCUUACAGCAACCCGUUGACGAGCUGCUACGGCAUAGUGUUAAAAUUGUCAAAGCCGCCCCUAAACAAGAUGAUUUGGCAGUCUUCCUAAGACGUCCAGACUUUGCCUGCCCUCCAACAUUGGCUUCGCAAAUGCUCCUGUGUGUAUGUCAACAUUUUGAGAAGAGCAAAAUGCCAUCUAGCGAGCCGGCGCAGGACUUUGUCAAAGCCAUGCUGAAAAAGUAUGUGCUCAGAGAUCUACCAAAAUAUCCGAAACAGCUUCCAGGGCAUGCUCAUCAACCACGAGGGUGUGGGCACUGCAAACAUUGCCAUGAGCUUGACGAGUUUCUGGCCUCAAAAUUUGAAGAAGAAAGGGUAUUCUGCAAGGGACCCAAUAUAUACAAACACCUACAGCAGCAAUUGCCCUCAGACCUGUUCCAACGUACAGUGACAUCAGCUAAGGGGAACCAAUAUUCUCUCAGAGUGGUAAAAUUGAAUAGGGAACACCAGGUGGCCGUUAACGAAUACAUGAAUCAACUACACCGGGCUCUCCAGAGGGCGCAGCCCUUCCGUUCCGAAUAUAUGAAGGAGCUUCUGGGGACCAGCACUUACGGCGAGCUCGUAAUGCUAGAUAAGUUACCUCUCUCCGGAGAGAUCCAACUGGAGAACGAGGAAGGAUCACAGACUGGGCGGAAAAGACGGGCCGGGGAAAGUGUUGACUUGCCUGUUGCUAAAAGAUGAAAUGACUAGUCGGUGCACAUGGAUCGACGAGAUCUUUCAGCUCACUGGGACUGAUAAGGUAUCACAAACUCUCAUCUUCAUCAUAGCUGACAACGGCGAGAUCGAGGCGAGUAAAUCUACGUCUGGUCAACCACAGGUCAGCUUGAGAAUGUAAUUAAUAUAAUGGCACACUAAGUGUGUUUCUUAUUCACCUCAAAGAAACGUAUCUAUAUGGCAAAGUGGGCGGUGACCGAUAGGGCACAGGAUCAGUAGUAUCGCAACAACUGAUUACGCUAACAACAGUGGGUUUAGUGGAAGUGCGACUGCUGUUGAAGAUAAUGCAGUACUAUAGCCAUAUUAUAGCUCUAUUGAUUGUAUGAUAGCGAGGGAGCAGUAAAUAACCUAUUUAGUGGGCUCAUUGGAAAAAUCAGGAAAGAAUGUCUAUUUGACUAUGAACUAUCAGGACAACCCCUCUCAUAGGCACGAAUUUUACUACAUAAGUAGAGGUUCGGCUUUAUGGGAU